AAGAAAUACUAUCUCUAUAUACUUUGCAGUCCCUGGUAUUUUAUAUUAUGUUCUACAUUAGCAGCUUUGGUAAUGCACUGCUAUCAUGGCUGAACAAAGGCAACGUGCUUUGUCAACAUCAGGUGAAGCGUUAUAUGAAAUCCUGGCACUAGAGAAGGGAGCAACACAUGAUGAGAUUAAGAAGUCCUACAGAAAACUGGCUCUGAAAUAUCAUCCUGACAAGAAUCCAGAUAAUCCAGAGGCUGCAGAAAAAUUUAAAGAGAUCAACAAUGCCCAUGCAACCCUGACUGAUCUGUCCAAGCGAAACAUAUAUGACAAGUAUGGAUCAUUAGGGCUCUAUGUGGCAGAACAGUUUGGUGAGGAAAAUGUUAACACCUACUUCAUGCUCUCAAGCUGGUGGGCAAAGGGCCUGUUUGCAGUCUGUGGUUUGCUGACUGGCUGCUACCUCUGCUGCUGCCUCUGCUGCUGCUUCAACUGCUGCUGUGGAAAGUGUAAACCAAAGGCACCCGAGGGGGAACAGCAGGAGUUUUUUGUGUCUCCAGAAGAUUUGGAAGAGCAAAUUAAGAACGACAUGGAAAGAGAUGGAGAAACUCCUAUUACGCUACAGCCGACUAACGUCACUGAGAAGACACAACUGAUUGGGGACAGCCAUCGGAGCUAUCACACAGAGUCCUAGGGCAGGCAAGGGACCUGCUGGGGCUUCUCACUGAGUCUCACAGUGAGAAAAACAUGUGAUAAGUUCUGCAGCCUGUGUUUAUAGCUGUCUUUAAGCUAAUCAAGAGCAACCUGAGAGUAAUUUCCUACCAAGGCAGAAUCUCACUCUAUGCUACUUCCAAUAGGUUGAUACCUGCACUGUGUAUGGAGAUACCAUGGCCUGUACAGAGCAUGCAGGUCUCUCACAGCUUCAGAUUGUCUUUCCCUCUAAUAAUGUUCACUUUGGGAUAGCUGGUCUUCUCCCUGCCUGCAUCUGUAGUUUCACCUCCCAGACACAGUCUUGAGUCUCUUUAUGGACACACUGGCUGUCUCUCCCUACCCCAGGAACUUUCCCUGCACACAACAGUUUUGCUGGAUAUGAAAGAUUCCUGUGAGGGAGCCCCAGAAGUGCUCUUUAGCAGGUCUCUGGGGGAAAGUUGUUAGCAAGACAGAUGGGGGUCUCCUUCCCAGAGAAGAAGUGCUCUUUGGAGGACAGCUAGUGGCUUGCUGGGACCCAGCUCUGGCAAUUAUAAAUCCUGAGCCAAGACAAAGAGAGAUUUUUCUGAUGGUUGUUACAGUGCAGGUCACUCCAAAUCCAGGAGCCUUGUGCAGAAGCACAUAUAGACUCUCUGUCUUCCCCAGCAAAAGCUGCUAACCCACGGGACAAACCCUGGGCUGUCCCAGAGUCUCCUCCUCCCACAGGCCUGUGGCAGAGCUCCUCCUUUUGGUUCCCAGCCAACAGCUUUCUGCCAACUGGCUUAUCCCCACCAUGCCCUUGGCUUUUGGCCCUGCUGCCCUGCUGGCGCUGGGCUGGGAGCCAGCACCCCGGCACAGGCGCUGGGGCUGUGGGAGCAGCAAGGACUUGGCAGGGAAAGCAAGCAGCAAAGGAGUGAUGGUCCUCCUCACCAGCUCACUGGGGUAAGACUGAAACCUCCUGACAUGCACAGGAGCUUUAAGAGCACAUGGCAUGAUUUUAAAUAAAGAGGCAAGAAUGGGGUGUAUGUUCACAUAUACUACUGCACAAAUCAGUGGAGAUACAUGUGGGUAUGGCUGAAGGUAGCAUGAAGAACUUAGGCCACUAAUUUGUAAGAGCUAAAGGAAUACCUCUUAGAUCUUAAUCUUAGCACCUCACUGAUUUGACAUAGUAGUUUAAGCCUGAGGCAGCUGAAUUUCUCCUUAUUGAUCACUUUACAUCAAUCAUUGUCAGUUCUGUAUAUUGGCUAUUUUUGCAUGCUCUGGUCUAAAGGGGGUCACAAUGUUCCACUAAAUUAUACAGACUUGUGAAUAUAUAACUAGAUGAAAGUGUUGUUCCCUUGCUUAAAAUUGGAUCCCACAGUUGUAAAACAUUGUUAUCUACCUUCUAUUCUCACCUUUGACAUCGAAUGUCAUUCAGCUAAAUAUACUGGGAAAAGAAUGUGUUUUAUAGAACCAGCUGUAACACCAAAGUCAAGACAUACUACUUUCAAUGUUUCUUUAAAAGUCCCAUAACACAAGGAUAUUUUCAAGACCAUUACUUCCUGUUCAAGUUACAUAUCUGUUCUCUGGAUGCAGGCACUGGGGAAGGCCAUCACAUUGCCCUCAGAAAUGGCCCUGGUUUUCUGCUUCAGAAAAGAGGGAAGACACUGGCAUGGCUAGAGUUGUGCACAGGCACUCAUUUUGCUCCUACCCACAGGCUUCUCUUUGUCCUCAGUUGCAAUGAUUUUGGAAACCAUGUGUAUGUACAUAAUUCCAGACUGCCUUCUUACCUGCCACUGAGGAUGUGCCCAUCCAACCCAGUGGUGCCAGGAGAGAGAGACUGGUGCCACCAUCCUGGCACUGAGAAGACAUAACCCCAGUUAUAACUUCCAGUGGAAGCCAAGUGCUGAACAUCUUCCCAUCAGGGGGAUGGAUCAGACAGCACUGGGGUGCUGUCAGAGGGGCAGAGCCCAGAGACUGGGUAUGUGCUGUGGACACCACCACACAUGCUCCUCUUUUGGCUUUCUUUUGCCUUUCUUCACUAUUCCCCUUUUCAGGGUGUUUGUUCUGGUGUAGGAUGUUAUCCCCAGUGAAGGAGUAGGGAGAGCACAUAGUACAUAACAAAUCUGCAGGUGAAGUAAUUUCCUAAGUUUCACUGUCUGGUAGAGAAAUUUAGUGUGAAAAUGUCUAAAUGUUACCUAGUGACUAUUUCCAGCAGAGAGCUGAAAGAGGCACUGGGAGAAAAGUCUGGUGUAAAGCUAUGUUUUAUACAUGGAAUCCUUCCCCAUGUGAAAUCCAUCCUCCUUUUCCCAUGGAAGUUACUGGGAAUUGUACCCUUGAUUUCAACAACAGCUACAGAGCAGGCCUAAAGCCAGGGAGGAAGAAGUAAAUCCCAUAAUAGCAAAAGGAAUUGGGAAAUUCUUUCACAUGCAACACUUCUGAUGGGUCUAGAGGGCAACAGCCAAAGUUCACCAAAAUUAAGGAAAUUUUCUCCAUGGGCUUGAGAGGUACUGCAAGUCAUGUGGUUCUUAUUUACACUUUCUAAAUGGGAGCUUUUUCAUGGGAAAGAUUUAUGACUUGAUCUCACAGUGUGAAGCAAAGAUAGACAAGCUGCUACAUGUUUUAUAGACACAGGGUUCUGUACAGAAGAGCCACAACGCAUUAGUUAGCAUGUCAGUUAGCAAAAAAUCUCAGAACAAACCAGUGACCAAGCCUCUGAAGGGGUUGUCCAGGACAUGCAGCUUAAAGAGUGUCUGAAGUCAUGGUUUAAUUUCAAAUGGGCAACUUAGUUUUUAAAUACCAGAGCAUUUGUGUAUCUCAUUGAUGUGAAGAUCAGAUAUUCUGAGGACAUGUGGAGAUAGAAUGACAAAAGGAUUUCAGGAUUUAGCACUUCUAUGUGAUUUUAUUCCUUUGUUUGCUUUUCAGAAAAGUUCCUAACAUGAACACAUACAAACAUUAUCUGCUUUUGUGUACAGUUCAGUUGCAAACCCAAAAAUCUUCUCAAAAUGUACAGAGUGUCAAUUUUUUCUCUGUUUUGCUACAUUUAUUUAUAUUUAAACUUUCAUGUAUUCAAAUCUACCUUGGCUAUCAAUCAUUCUGACUAAUAAAGGUUGUAUGUAUGAAUUG
This is a messenger RNA of Taeniopygia guttata (zebra finch), 3774 nucleotides long. It is a transcript of the gene DNAJC5B, whose product is annotated as DnaJ heat shock protein family (Hsp40) member C5 beta. Lineage: Eukaryota; Metazoa; Chordata; Aves; Passeriformes; Estrildidae. The record is from RefSeq and is a predicted model, not a curated record.